AAAAUGCCGACAUAAUUUAUGGACAUCCCCAUAUUUAAAAAUUAAAACUACAGUAUUUUUAAACUGUUAAUUUAAACAUGAAAGAAUACAAAGUUAAUGUAAGUUAAGUUUAGAAAAUUAUUAAUGAAAUAUUUCACGCAAACACUAAUGGACGAUUAAGUAACACUAUUACAUCCACUACCAUCUAUCGACACCCGGACGAACUUUUAAGCUCCGCCCAUAGAAAAACAAGCCAGCAGGUUUUAGAAUUAUGCUAUCCGAUACAAUAUGGCGUCUCGUACAGAUGUCACUGCACAACAGCAACAGUAUUGGUUGCAAUUGUCACGCCUGUCAAAAUAGGGUAGAGCGUCUCCCAUUGCCAUAAACUACCGCUUUGUCUCGGAUGACGUAAUAGGAAAAAGUGAAGACAAAUGCAGCAAUGAAUAUACAACAGAGAAAAAAUAAUAGAAGUUUUUCUAAACAAGCUCAAAAAAGAAGAAAAACUUAUGAUUCAGAUGAAACAAAUUCAGAUUUAAGUUCUGAAUCUGAAAAUUACAUAAAAGAUAAAUAUUAUGAUUACAAUGAUGAUUAUGACUCUGAUGAAUCAGAAGAACUGCAGAGAACAGAGAAAGAAGAAAAUGAUAUCAGAUGGAAUGAUGUUUCAAAUACUAAAAGAGCCAACAUUCAAUUUGAUAAACAACCAAAAAUAAAUAUACUUAUUUCUUCCAGACUGACUCCAAUAGAUUAUUUCAGACUUUUCCUUACUGAUAAUGUUCUAAAUUAUAUUGUAGAGAAAACAAAUAAACAUGCAGAACAUAUUAUUUCUAAAGUACAAUUUAGUCAAAUGAGUCGUAUGUCAGCGUGGAAACCUACUUGCAAAGAGGAAAUGGAAACAUUUUUUGGUCUUUUACUGUGGAUGGAUCUAGUUAAGUUUCCUGGAAUAGAUAAUUAUUGGAGCCGCAGUGCAAUUUACAAGAAUGAAGUCAUAAAUGCAAUGAAAAGAAACAGAUUUGAACUCUUACUGAAAAUUUGGUACUUUUCAAAUGACGAUGAUGAACCCGAGAAUGAUUUUGGCUAUAAAAUGAGAUAUUUCUUUCAUAUGCUAGUUCAACAAUUCAAAGAAAUCAGAAUACCUGGUUCUAUAAUGAUUGUAGAUACAAUUACAAUACCAUGUAAAGGCUAUUUACAUAUAUCACAAUGCAUUUCAAAGAAACAGAAAAGAUAUGGGAUUAAAAUUUUUAAAUUAUGUAGUUCUGAUGGUUAUACUUAUAAUAUGUUGUUAUAUGACAAUAAGUUAAAAAACAAUUUAAAAAGAAAUAAUGAGCAUAUCGUUUUGAAACUAUGUGAUAAUUAUUUACAGGAAGAAAGAGUAUUAUUUGCAAACAGUUUUUUCACUUCAGUAACUCUAGCACAUGAUUUAUUAAAAAGAAAGACACACUUACUUGGAACCUUGCAAUCAUCAAAUAAAGAUUUACCUCAGAAAGUUAUUCACUCUCAACUUACUCAAGGGCAAAUUGUUGGAAUGAUCGACAAUGAAGGUGUUUUAAUUGCAAAAUGGAAAAACAAGAAAGAAGCAGUGUUUUUAUCAACCUAUCACAAUUUAGAUUUUAUAAAAACUGAAAGAAAAAAUAAAGAAAUCAAGAAGCCAAAGCUUACUGUUGAUUAUAAAGCAGGGAGAGCUGGAAUAAAUAAAAUGGAUCAAAUGUCACAUUAUUCAUCUCCUAUGAGGAAAACUCUCUGUUGGUAUCAUAGAGUAGCAAUGGAAACACUUUUUGGUGUAUGUGUAGUAAAUGCUUUCAUUAUUUAUAAACAAAAUAAUGUUCAUUCAACAAUGACAAUUAGACAAUUUAGAGAACAGUUAGUUAAAUCAUUACUGCACUUCAAUGAUUCUGAAGGAGGAGAUGAAAAUGAAAACAUGAAAUUUUCAUUAAAGACAGAAAUAAAACAUAAACUUGAAGUGACAAAACUAAAAUCUAUACGAAAUAAAAAGAUUAGAAGAUACUGCAUUCAUUGUAUUGAAAAAUCAUUGAAAAAACAUGGUAUCCCUAAUGUUAUACCUUCAAAAAAAGUCACCACAUUCUGUUCAGUUUGUCCAAGUAAACCAUUUGUAUGUGUUAACUGCUUUAGCUAUCACAUGAAAAGAGGACCAAUUCUGUCUAAAGCACAUCUUGCUUCCUAUACAAACAGAUUAAGGCUUGUGUCUGCAAAACAAUGAAAAUACAAAAAUUUGUUUUGUUUAAAAAGCUGAUAACAUGUAUCUUAGAUUAACCAAAUGUUAUUCAUGUCAAUCAUUAAAUUACCUUGCAUAUCUAUUGUAAGAAACUGAAUACAUGUAUGAACAAAUUUUACACUUGAUUAUAUUAAUUAAUAAAGU
This is a messenger RNA of Centruroides sculpturatus (bark scorpion), 2353 nucleotides long. Its product is annotated as piggyBac transposable element-derived protein 4-like. The coding region runs from base 419 to 2194 and encodes 591 amino acids. Lineage: Eukaryota; Metazoa; Arthropoda; Arachnida; Scorpiones; Buthidae. The record is from RefSeq and is a predicted model, not a curated record. The transcript is spliced from 3 exons.